UGAGCAAAUAGUGGGCGUGGCAAAAAGCAAAAAUAUUCAAUGGUAGAAAAAGAUGGGCACCGCCAUGCUACCAAAACACAGAGUGUUUUCUCUAAUUUCGUGCAGUAGGACCCUCUCGAGGGCUCAGAGCCUUGCCCAAAAUAAGUUUCACGGGUCCAAUGUUGGUUGCCGAACUCUCAACACGCUCUCUGCUCAAGAGGCGAUUUUGGAAAUCAAGAAUAUGCCAGAUGAAACAAAACCAGCCUCUGCUAAAAAGCCCAUUAGCAAAGCGAUGAAAGCGUAUUUGCUACGAGCCAAGAGCUAUGAUGAAUUCAUGAAGAAGCAAAUAGUUGAGUAUCAGAUUGGCAGACGGCACUUGGCCAACAUCAUGAGCAUGGAUGCAGACACCAUGACUCAAGAGGAUAUUGAUCAAGCAAUUGAGUUUUUGUUUCCAUCAUCCUUGUUCGAGCCCAAAGCUAGACCAAUCAUGAAACCACCCGAGUUGAUUUUUCCACCGAAGAAAGCUGCAGAAUUUGACGAAACAGGCAGACCUCACCAUGCAUUAUUCUACACAAUGAAUCCAAAUUUUUACCAAGUGCUACAGGAUUCUGUCACUGAGCUGAUUAAAUUGAAUAAGGAGGAAGACGAGAUGAUACGGAAGAAAAUGACUAUUGAUAAUGAUCUGAAAUUGUCAUUGAGUGGUACCGAGUGGAUACAGAAGGAAAAGUUGUCCGCAAUGCUAAUCGAAAAAAUCGACGAUGCUCAGUAUGAGCAGUUCCAAAAUGUGCUUAUUCGUCUGGCAGACCAUCCACUUUCAAGCAAAGUCAAGGAUUUUGUUAUGAAAUAUAGAUACUCGCUUGUCAAUGAAGCAGCACUAGCAGAAAUCCCGAAGCCUUUGUAUGAAAAGGAUGGCCGUUCAUACAUCACGUUUAAAGGAGCUCGCAGGAAAAACGCGUAUGCUGAUGUCACUGUUCACUUACCUGGCUCUGGGAAAUUCUCAGUUAAUGGUCAGGACAUUGAAUAUUUUAGUGAUAUCCAAAGCAGAGAACAGAUCACUUUUCCACUCAUAUUCACUGCGAUGCUAGGCAAAGUAGAUAUAAAUGCCACAGCAAUACAAGGAGGACCCACCGGUCAAGCUGGCGCCAUUCGUUUUGGUCUGGCCAUGGCCUUGCGAAGUUUUGUUGAUAAUAAAAUGGUUGAAAGAAUGAGAUUGGCUGGAUUACUACAAGUUGAUUGGCGAACCAGGGAGCGAAAGAAGCCAGGCCAGCCAGGAGCAAGAAGAAAGCCAACUUGGAAGGCUCGUUAAAGUAUGAAAUAACGUCAGUUAUCCUAUUAUCAACACAUUAUUGGAAAUUAAAAUGCCAAAAAGUUCUCUUUUAA
Messenger RNA from Neocloeon triangulifer, 1359 nucleotides. RefSeq names its product small ribosomal subunit protein uS9m (gene mRpS9). Gene Ontology annotation, molecular function: RNA binding; structural constituent of ribosome. The transcript is spliced from 11 exons. Bases 53 to 1285 code for a protein of 410 amino acids. Gene Ontology annotation, biological process: translation. Gene Ontology annotation, cellular component: mitochondrial small ribosomal subunit; ribosome. The record is from RefSeq and is a predicted model, not a curated record. Lineage: Eukaryota; Metazoa; Arthropoda; Insecta; Ephemeroptera; Baetidae.